Molecule: messenger RNA, 2318 nt
Organism: Bipolaris maydis ATCC 48331
Lineage: Eukaryota; Fungi; Ascomycota; Dothideomycetes; Pleosporales; Pleosporaceae
Source: RefSeq, a predicted model, not a curated record
AUGCCUUUGCCAAAAUGUCUCAGGCGCCCGGUGGUGCGUCCAGCCGCGUCCGCGGGCCAAUCGCAACGGAAAAAGUGUCGCAUGUGCAACCAUCUCGACCCGAGAGGCCACGCCAAUUCCGUGUAUGAAACUGAGGCUGUGAAAGAGCCUCGCGCAAGUUUGAGCCUUGUGCUUGAUGCGUUGAGCCUUGCAAAGGUCAGGGAAAGUGGGUAUGCUUUCUUCACGGGGUGGAGAGGUGCGAGGGCUAAAGUACAUGUUGAUAUCAAAGAGAAGGCUACGAUUAAGAUUACGCUCGGUGGAGAGCGUUGGAAGGAUGAGAUUGCAGAGAUUUAUGCUGCACCAGCGACACGUCUUCCGUGGCCUACUCUAGGCUUUGCCCAUCACAUACCGGUCAACUCGGGAUCUGAUGACACGUUCAACUUCAUUCGACGUUGCGUGACAGGUUGCAUCGGAAAUCCAAAACACACAGCAUGCAAGUUCCCUUGUCCUUCGGCAUUGUCGCCUCCUAAGCGUCUCCUCGACGUCGGCAGGAGUUCUUCGCCAAUCAGGCUCAUCGACACAGAAUGCAAGAACUUUCAGUAUGCUGCUCUGUCGCAUUGCUGGGGGUCUUCCCAGCCGCUCGUUUCAACGAAAGAAACAUGGCCUAAAAUGGCGGUCAACAUCUCCUUUGAUACCUUCCCGCCGCUAUUCCAAGACGCCAUUAUCAUCACCCGUCAGCUUGGCUUGCGCUACUUGUGGAUUGACAGCCUUUGUAUCAUACAAGAUUCAGUUCGAGACUGGGAGACCGAGUCAGCAAAGAUGGGGAGCAUUUAUCAAAACAGCUACAUCACUAUUGCUGCAACGCAAUCCGCCAACAGCAGUGUAAGAUGCUUGGUCGAAAGGCGGAAGCCCGUAAAAAUACCAUACAGCAACACCGCUGGAAAACAAUAUGCACUGAGAGCGCGAAAAAUUUUGGACCAUCAUCCAAGCCAUGCCCCUGGCGGAGGUCCUGCAAAGCCAGUCGGUCCACUCACAUCACGUGCUUGGGCGCUCCAGGAGCACGUUCUCAGCACAAGGAUACUACACUAUACGGCAACAGAAUUGCUGUUCGAGUGCAAAACUUCGUAUCGAUGCGAAUGCAUUCCAGAACGCAGGGCCUACCCCACCACGCCCUCGUUGAUCCCCAAGGCAGUGGCUAGCAAGAAAAUAGACGCCGUAUGGCAUGCAUGGCAACGCGUCGUCGAGCACUACACUGCACGUCAUCUCACCGUUGCAGCAGACAAGUUCCCUGCAAUCUCGGGUAUCGCGAGCAAAAUUAGAAAAGCAACACACUCUGAAUAUAUCGCCGGACUAUGGAAACACAACCUGGCUUCCGAUAUGCUAUGGCAUGCUACUCGGUCAAAUACUGCUUGUCCAGAUAACUUUGCGGAAGAUGUUUGGCGCGCACCGUCUUUCUCUUGGGCGAGCUUGGAUGUGCCGGUGACUUAUACGUUGCUGGAUGAAGAGGAACGCGAAACAUUCAAAUCCAUGGUCACUAUUGUCGAUUGCAAGGUUACUCCUACUGGGCUCAACCCGCUGGGUGCCAUCUCUAGCGGCUCCCUCACUCUGCGAGGCCCCACCAUAUCUUGCAUGUUGUCUGCGGAAAAGAAUUGUGGGGUGUGGGAGUACAAUCUUGUGAUCAAGGGUACAAGUACCAUUCCCAUGACACAUGACUGCUUACUCUCUGAAGCGAAGUUUGAAGAUAGUAACGGAGAAAAGCGACGGACAGUUCGUCGAGCACUGUCUGCUGAUACAAUACGUCGGUUUGAGGCGACAGUCAUGUGCUUGGGCGUUGCUCGGUACGACAACGUUGUUGCGGGUCUUGUGCUGGGGAUGUCGGCUCAGCAUUCUCCAGCGUGGGAGCGACUCGGCACUUUUGCAGUAGGCACAGAAGCAAUUGAGCGGCGUGAAGAGAUGGAUUUGGUGCUCGUGUAAAGUCGAUCAGUGCCAGGGGGUCGAGUUUCUAUUUUCGGUGUUUUGAUCAACAGUUCUCUCUGACAUCAUGUGUUUUAGCGUUCCGGACUUGAGUUUUUGACUACAGCAGAAUGAUCAUCGUAUCAAUGAAGAUUUGGAAUCAAGUGCGUUUGCUGGCAGGUAUAAUUUGGCGGGAUCGAGGGAAUCGUGGGGUGUGUACAAUGUAGAUGGAUCUGCAAAUCUCGAUGUCGGCGAUGGGAGGUGGGCGCUUCUUUAUAUCGUAUGACGCGCAUAUAUUAGAAGCAUGGUUGCUAUCUUGCCGUCUAGUAAACCCUACAUACAAGCUUCGACCAAAUAUCGAAAUAGGACAAGCGGCACAUGUGUUA